Messenger RNA from Nakaseomyces glabratus, 2304 nucleotides. It is a transcript of the gene RIX1, whose product is annotated as Rix1p. Gene Ontology annotation, cellular component: nucleus. Gene Ontology annotation, biological process: rRNA processing. The record is from RefSeq and is a predicted model, not a curated record. Lineage: Eukaryota; Fungi; Ascomycota; Saccharomycetes; Saccharomycetales; Saccharomycetaceae.
AUGAACAAGGCUAUUCCGGUUUCAGUGUUGGCUGAUCAACUUGCUGAGUCGAAUGGGUUUCAGUUUCACAAUAUACUUUAUCAUUUGAAGUCAUCGGACUAUGUCGAUGAGAAGUUAUUGAAAUCAGAACUUUCAGUAUUAGUCGUGAAAAUACAGAAAUUGCUGAACUCAAAUAGUAACUACAGCAUUUGGAAAGGUUGUCAUGCUGCUGUUGUAAUUUGCACUUAUAACCCAUUGGUACUAAUGGCAUAUGGUGGUAAGUUAUUGGACAUUGUGUACCAGAAGUUAGAGAUUAAGGUGCUGCAAAGAUCUACCAAUUCUUUGGAUGCUCAAGGUAAGCAAGUGCUGAACUCUUUGGUCAACGCUAUCUCUGUUCUCAUGAAUUUAAUGAGAAAUAAGACUGGUCUAUCAAGAGAAUUUUUAGUUCCAAAAAUUAAAGCCAUAAUUCCAACAUUGAUAACAUUGUCCCAGUAUGAACCUGAAUUGGUGUUGCCUAUUCUUAGAUCUCUGAUUUUUAAGCAUACGACUACAUUCAAGCCAUUCAAUGCUAAGUUUAAGGUUAUCUUAACUCAAUUCUUAACAGAAGGAUUUGAUACUUUGAAUGAGCAUACUCAGAAAUUAGUAUGUGAUUGUUAUGCAUAUUUGCACAUGGUGAAGACACAAACGUACCAGCAACAAGAUGAGCACUCGAGUCAUCAUAAAACAUUCCAAGAUGAGAAUUGGAUGAAUGGAAUGAAUGCUGUUCUUGCAGAAUUCAAGCCACUUAUCGAGUUAUGUGGUGAAAUUUUAGAUUUCAGUCAAGAUGAAGAGUUGACUAAAUUGAUUGGAAAAAUGGUUCCACUUGCCGCUGAAAGUACUAGCAUUUUCCGCAGUUUGACUAUGGAUAUGAAUAAAUCAACUACUUUAUAUGAUAUACCUAAGAGGAUUGAUGUUUUGUCGAAGAUGCUGAUGAGCUUUAUUUCCGUACCAACGACAUACACAAUAAGAAUUCCAUUAGAUAAGCUGAAUGUUACUUGCUCUGCCUUGUUAAGUAUUACUUCUAAGCAUAUUCCUAUCAAACGUGAGUUACGUCGUGAUAUUGAACUUAAUGCCACAAUUAAUGAUGUAUUCACUAAAAUCCAAUUUGCUGGUAUUAGACUAUACUCAACAAUGGUCUCAAAAUUCGGAAACGUAUGUUUUUCCUACUUAUCAGACAUAUUCUAUGCCCUAAGUUUAUUCAUUCCUUUCAAGGAGAAGUCAUUAAAUAUUGACUUUGAAAAAUGUUUUGCCUUGAAGAGAGAAUUUUUGGUAGUUUUUGAUUUGGUAUCAAAAAUUAUUGCUAAUGUCGGUCAUCAAUUAACAGACAUUGAUUUCCUACUUCAAUUAAUUGAGAUUGGUUUGGAUCUUACUGAAGAGAGAUCAUUAAUCCAAAAUGUCUUCCAGCAAACCAACGCCAAAAAAGAGCAAGAGCUUUCGAAGACUAAGAAUAAAAAUAAAAAGGAUAAUAAGAGAGGUUCCCUAGCUGAUUUAUAUGUUAGUGGUUCUCAAUUUACGCUAGCAUGUGACCUUAAAACCUUUGAUACUUUGAACAAAUUUUUUAUCAGUAUUAUUGCAAAUCAGAAACUUGCUACAGCGCAGAUGACAAAAUUGAGUAGAUAUGCUAUAUUUACAGCUCAGACUUAUAAGCAAAACCUUGGUGAGGUCCCAACAACUUUUGUGGAACUUCUAAGAACUUUGGUUAUCCAACCAGGAAAUGAAAGAGUAACCAUCUUACCUAUGGCGGUGAACAUCAUCAAAGAAUCAUCUGAUGACGUAUUUGAUAUCCUAUCACACCCAAGACUUCCGAUGAGUAUUUUACAUUCUAUUGAAAAGUCUACCUUUGACAAUGGUGAAGAUGAUGAGGAUGAUAAUCCUGACUUGCAUGCGAACGAAAAACAGCAAGAAUAUAAUGAUCAACCAGUUGAACGUUCUGAACAGAAAGUAGUUGAUUUCGUUUUGGAAGAACCUGUUGCUGUUGAUGUAAAAACAAAAGAAACUGUACAAUUCAAAGACGGUAUCACUACUUCAGAGGACCAAGUUGAUACUAAGAGACCUAGGGAUGAGGAAUUUAUUAUUGAAAAAUCUAGCAGUGCCAAAAAGUUUAGGACGGAAAAUCAACCAGAAACUAUUCCAAUUGGCGUAAGUGAUGAAACAGUUUACCAAGAAACCGAGAAGGUUACAGUUAACGUUGACACCUCCUCUAAUGACAAUGAGGAUGAUGAGGAUGAUUCAGACUUCGAGAUCCCAGCAAUUGAAUUGUCAGAUGAUGACGAUGAAGAUGAAUAA